GUCCAUGGGCAUUCUACUUCCUCCUGUGUCGCAAGUGACCAGCUGCCAUUCCAUCCUGAGUUCGACGAAUUCGACAUAUUCGCCGGUAAAUAAUUCGACACUGGGCUAUGUGGCACCUGUACAUCCACCAGGACACUCUUUAAGUAUAUACACAGGUGCAAAUUAUGCAAACUCAUCAGGCCUGGUACAUCACCAGCAACAUCACCAACGAAAUCGAAGUUUAGAUUCGGUUCUGCAAAGGAUACCAGAAGUUGACAUUACGCCAAGUCCGACGGAACCACCACCUGCUGAUCACACGCCCAUUCACGUUGGACAUCCUUUGAGUGUGCAUCAUCUGAAACUGAAAGCUCAUCAAAGUCAAGCACAAUCAGAAACGUGCGUCCAGUCCAUGACAAUUAAGAAUAAACCUUUAUCCAGCAUCAUAUCGUCAGCAAAUCAGAGCAAAAACCAGAGGAACGAGAGAGAUGAACUCACCAGUCUGGGAUCUGACGAUUCUGGUAUAAUGUGUGGUUCAGAGAGCGGCGACAGCCUCCGCCUGAUCAAAACCCACCAUUUAGACCUGAACCUAGUAAACCAGCCCAGGAGCAGGACGGAAAGCCUAGAAGACGACUCCGAUCUGGAUCUAAACCUAGAUGCAAACUCAGACGAUCUGGUCAACCUGGAAGAAAACGGAGUAUCACCUACCUGCAAUCAAGAUGACAUUGUCACAAGUGAAACAAAUGAACUUUUACCAGACCAAAGUGAACAUUCGAACAAUGUUGAAUCGGUGCAGGUGGUUAAUUUAGUGCCCAGGAUAAGUUUAGAGGAUAGGUCGAGUGAAAUGGUGGUGGACGGUUUGUGCCAGAAACUUAAUGGAAAGUGUUUUGUUACGGACUCAAAUGCUGAGAGUUGUAGUGGUAAGGAUGAAGAGACUGGUGUUAAGAUUGAGAAAGUCGAUGGUGGUGAAGAAGGAGUUGUGGAGAUUAUUAGCAAACAGGAACCGCCUUCCGGGGCAGGAUUUAAGGAUUUCACCCUGCGCCUGCUGGAGUCCAAACUCUUCGACAUGUCCUUCGCCAUUCACUAUUUGUUCAAAUCGAAGGAACCAGGAGUCCAGAUGUACAUCGGCAACAAGAUCUUCUCCUUCAAGGACCAGGAUGUCGACUUUUAUAUUCCUCAAAUGGUCAGCAUGUACGUCCAGAUGGCCGAUGUGGCGGAGGCUAUUCAUCCUUACUUGGUGCACAGGUGCAGGCAGAGUGUUGAUUUUUCUUUAAAAUGUGCUUGGUUACUCGAGGCUUACAGUUCUGAUGCUGAAUUGUCGACGAAGAAGAAGUCACAUGGAACCAAGCUACGGAAUCACAUAUUAAAUGAUGAGUUUAGGCCAAGAGAUUCAGAAAACCAGCGCAAAAAAUCAUCACAAGGCGGUGUAAGUCAAAACGAGAACUCCCUUGCCGUCAACCAGACAGUGACCAACAGAUUUCUAUCCCCGAUCAAAAAGACCCAUCAGAGAUCACAAUCGGAUGCCACUGGACUUUACCAAGGUUUAAGAAGACUGAUCAAAGCUCCAUUUAGUCCUAAAUUGACACUAGGCGAUUUGGACAGUGGACGUGCCUUCGAUAAUGGUUGUACCUGCUUCGAUUCUCGAACAGGAGCCGUUAAUGAAUUGAGAGGACGGAGAACUUACUGCUCUUGUGGGGCUCCGAGGUUAGCUCCACAAAUGGAAUUCAUCCAAAGUCUACUGACCAUCGGUCGAUUAUUAGCCACAGUACCUUCCAAAGAGACAAGGACUGCUCGCCUGCAAGCACAACUUGGUAAAUUGAACUUGAAUUUACCGGCAAGGGUUUGGCUACCUAUACAUUCAAGAACACCACAUCACGUUGUCAGGAUUCCACCACAGGCUAGUGCUUGUCUGAAUAGCAAGGACAAGGCGCCUUAUAUAAUAUAUGUUGAGGUUUUGGAGGUGGAAGACUUCUACGCGUGUCCUGUACCUGCCAAAGUCAUGGGCACUAAUUUGAGGCAUACCAAGAGCGAAGAGCACCUGUUAAUAAAUGCUGCUAACACCAGUAAUACAACAAAUUCGAAUUCUGCAGAAAAUGGUGAUGCUUCCAAUAAUGUUAUGCUAGAGGAACCACUUUGUGAUGCGAUUGUUGAUGCUGACAACUGCUGGUCGCAAGAGGACGAUGAAAUAUCACAACAGUAUCUACAACUCCGGACGACUUCACGUAACAAUUUGGAGCGCGACACGAUAUCCCAGUUGUCACAAUUGUCUCAGGAUUCAUCAGAGACUACGAAUAGCCAAUGUGCUUACAAUGGUGUUACGAAUUCUGGUGCCAAUGGUGGAAGCAAUCAGGCUGGUGGAACCCAGCAAACUAGUCAUAAUUUUAAUCCUGGCGACAUCAGAAGAAGGUUGUCUGAAUGUCUGAACGGCAGCGAAAGGGAGAAGAACUUUAAACACGAUCCUGAAGAUCCUUCAGCUGCUGCAUUAAAGGAACCUUGGGAGGAUAAACAAAGAAGAGUCAGGGCUGAUUCCCCGUACGGUCAUUUAUCAAAUUGGAGACUCUUGUCUGUGAUUGUCAAAUGUGGAGAUGAUCUGCGUCAAGAAUUGAUGGCUGAGCAGUUGUUAAGGAUGUUGCAACAGAUUUGGCAGCAGGAACGUGUACCGCUUUGGUUAAGACCUUACCAGAUUAUGUGCAUAGGUAACGACUGUGGACUGAUUGAACCAAUUUUAAAUACGGUGUCCCUGCAUCAGAUCAAGAAGCAUCGUCUGAACUUGUCUUUGUUGGAACAUUUUUAUAGAGAGUUUGGUUCAGCAAAUUCUGAAGAAUUUCUUAUGGCACAAAGGAACUUUGUUGAGAGUUGUGCAGCUUAUUGUUUAGUCUCUUACCUAGUCCAGGUUAAAGACAGGCAUAAUGGCAAUAUACUCCUAGAUUCAGAAGGCCACUUAAUCCACAUUGAUUAUGGAUUCAUAUUGUCCUUGUCUCCAAGAAAUUUGGGAUUUGAGAUGUCACCGUUUAAGUUGACCCCAGAAUUUGUGGAAGUGAUGGGCGGCUGUGAAUCUGAUCUAUUUCGAUAUUUUAAGGUUUUGAUGUUGCAAGGUUUGAUUGCUGCCAGAAAACACAUGGAUAAAAUUACUGGUUUGGUGGAGAUCAUGAGAAGUGGUUCACAACUCCCCUGUUUCAAAUCAGGUGCAGGAAAUACUGUGCACGAUCUCAAAAAUCGUUUCCAUUUGUCUCUGACAGAGGAUCAACUUUGUGAAUUGGUGGAGCAUCUUGUCGAGUCCAGCAUGCACUCAAUAUCGACUAAGUUGUAUGAUAGUUUUCAGUAUCUCACUAAUGGAAUUCAGUAAAGCCAACUUGUAUAAAUAAUUAUAGAUUUAUAAUGAUGAUAGAUAAAUUUUUGUAUAUU
Ctenocephalides felis (cat flea) is the source of this 3381-nucleotide messenger RNA. RefSeq names its product phosphatidylinositol 4-kinase beta-like. The record is from RefSeq and is a predicted model, not a curated record. The transcript is spliced from 15 exons. Gene Ontology annotation, molecular function: 1-phosphatidylinositol 4-kinase activity. The coding region runs from base 5 to 3322 and encodes 1105 amino acids. Lineage: Eukaryota; Metazoa; Arthropoda; Insecta; Siphonaptera; Pulicidae. Gene Ontology annotation, cellular component: cytoplasm; membrane. Gene Ontology annotation, biological process: phosphatidylinositol phosphate biosynthetic process; phosphatidylinositol-mediated signaling.